GGGAGCGGAAGUGACGCGUUUGUCCCGCGCUGGCUGGCGCUGUAGCGUCUCUCCUUAGUCUCCGGCGGCGGGCGGUGCUGGCGUUCGUUUUGACUCAAAUGGGUGAUGAAAAGGACUCUUGGAAAGUGAAAACUUUAGAUGAAAUUCUUCAGGAAAAAAAACGAAGGAAGGAGCAAGAAGAGAAGGCAGAGAUAAAACGCAUUAAAAAUUCUGAUGAUCGGGAUUCAAAGCGGGAUUCCCUUGAAGAGGGGGAGCUGAGAGAUCACCGUAUGGAGAUAACAAUCAGGAAUUCACCUUACAGGAGAGAAGAUUCUAUGGAAGAUAGAGGAGAGGAGGAUGAUUCCUUGGCUAUCAAACCACCACAGCAAAUGUCACGGAAGGAAAAAGCACAUCACAGGAAAGAUGAGAAGAGGAAAGAGAAACGCAGACAUCGUAGUCAUUCAGCAGAAGGAGGGAAGCAUGCCAGGGUAAAAGAGAAGGAACGUGAGCAUGAACGUAGGAAAAGACAUCGAGAAGAGCAGGAUAAGGCUCGACGUGAAUGGGAAAGGCAGAAGAGGAGGGAAAUGGCUAGGGAGCAUUCCAGGAGGGAGAGGGAUCGUCUAGAGCAGCUUGAGCGAAAACGAGAACGGGAGAGAAAAAUGCGAGAGCAACAAAAAGAGCAAAGGGAACUAAAAGAACGGGAAAGGCGAGCUGAAGAAAGGCGCAAGGAACGGGAGGCCAGACGAGAAGUUUCUGCACAUCAUAGAACAGUGAGGGAAGAUUAUGGAGACAAAGUAAAAAUAAGAACCUGGAGUCGCAGCCCAUUACGACAGCAAAGAGAGAAGCUUGAGCAAGGAGAUGGCAGGAAGCCAGUAAAAGAGGAGAAAACAGAGGAAAGAGACCUGCUUUCAGAUUUGCAAGACAUCAGUGACAGUGAGAGAAAAACUAGCUCAGCAGAGUCUUCGUCAGGAGAAUCUGGAUCUGGUUCAGAGGAAGAGGAGGAAGAAUCUAGCAGUGGAGAAUCAGAAGAGGAGGAGGAGGAAGAGGAGGAGGAGGAGGAAGAAGAGGAGGAGGAGGAGGAGGAGACAGGAAGCAAUUCUGAGGAAGUGUCUGAACAGUCAGCUGAAGAGGUGAGUGAAGAAGAAAUGAGUGAAGAAGAAGAGCAAGAGAAUGGAAAUCACAUUCCAGUUGUUACAGAGUCAAGGUUUGAUCGAGAUUCAGCUGGAAGUGAAGGAGAAGAGGAGGAAGUGGGGGAGGAGACCCCACAUUCCAAUGCAAUGACAGAAGGAGAUUAUGUUCCUGAUUCUCCAGCUUCAUCACCCAUUGAGUUGAAACAAGAGCUACCCAAGUACCUUCCUGCAUUGCAGGGAUGUCGUAGUGUGGAGGAAUUUCAGUGUUUGAACAGGAUUGAAGAAGGAACAUAUGGUGUGGUGUACAGGGCAAAAGACAAAAAAACUGAUGAAAUUGUGGCUCUGAAGCGACUGAAAAUGGAAAAGGAAAAAGAAGGCUUUCCCAUUACCUCUCUACGAGAAAUAAACACCAUUCUGAAAGCACAGCACCCAAAUAUAGUCACUGUUAGAGAAAUUGUUGUGGGCAGUAAUAUGGAUAAAAUCUAUAUUGUAAUGAAUUAUGUAGAACAUGACCUCAAGAGUCUGAUGGAAACGAUGAAACAGCCAUUUUUACCAGGUGAAGUGAAAACUUUGAUGAUUCAGUUAUUACGUGGAGUCAAGCACCUUCAUGACAACUGGAUACUUCAUCGGGACUUAAAGACCUCCAACCUGCUGCUGAGUCAUAAAGGCAUUUUAAAGGUUGGAGAUUUUGGACUGGCCCGAGAGUAUGGGUCACCUCUGAAGCCUUAUACACCUGUAGUUGUGACACUGUGGUACAGGGCACCAGAGCUGUUACUUGGUGCUAAGGAAUACUCCACUGCAAUAGACAUGUGGUCAGUAGGUUGUAUAUUUGGAGAACUGUUAACUCAGAAACCGCUGUUUCCAGGAAAAUCAGAUAUUGACCAGAUUAACAAAAUUUUUAAGGACCUGGGUACCCCGAGUGAGAAAAUCUGGCCUGGGUACAAUGAGCUGCCAGCUGUAAAGAAGAUGACAUUCACAGAAUAUCCCUAUAACAACUUGCGCAAGAGGUUUGGGGCGCUCCUUUCUGAUCCAGGUUUUGAUCUCAUGAACAAGUUCUUGACAUACUAUCCAGGCAGAAGAAUCACUGCUGAAGAUGGUUUGAAGCAUGAGUAUUUCCGAGAGACUCCCCUUCCUAUUGACCCAUCCAUGUUUCCAACCUGGCCAGCAAAAAGUGAACAACAAAGAGUUAAGCGUGGCACAAGCCCCCGACCUCCAGAGGGAGGACUUGGGUAUAGUCAAUUGGGUGAUGAUGAUCUGAAAGAUACAGGUUUUCACCUGACUACCACAAAUCAAGGAGCAUCAGCAGCAGGACCAGGCUUCAGCCUCAAGUUUUAAACUUAAUAUGAGGAGGGAAAAAAGACAGAGCUUUGACUUCAACCAUGCUGUUGAUGAAUGGAUUUCAAUGUGCUCCAGUUUUGUUCUUCGCAUCAGGAAGACUCUGUUUUACACAGAAAUAGCCAGAUGUCAUCUUGCUGGAUGUGGAAUAUAACUGCUGCAUUUCAUUCAGGGGACUGGAAUGAAUGAAUCCGAAACGCCAAGGAUCAUUACAAAAAUUCAAAAAGGAAAACUUGAAGUACAAUCUCGGAACUGGUUUUGUUUUUUUACUUUUUAAUUUUUUUUGCUUGUAAAUUUGUAGAAUUAAAAUCCAUUUUUAAUUGUUUAACAGUGUGAAGGAUUUCAUUUUCUUCACCUGCAUCAGACUUGGAUGGUGGUGGCACUAAAUCUUCUAGAGAGGAAACUUAAGAGAUUUUUCUCUCUCCAUCAUCCCCAUUUGUGCUUACACAAAUUGAAGCAUAUUGUCAGCACAGGUAGAAAAGCUCUUUUGUAAAGAUUAUCAUCUGUUUGAAUUCAGUUGCUUAUUUGAGCAAGAAACUCCAAAAGGCAUUUCUGAGGUGUCCCUCCUGUUCUGUGCUUAAUGCUUACUGACCUUUUUUGAGAGCACUGAUGGCCCCAAGUGGUUUCUGAUGGAUUGACCACUUCAUUGUAUGUAUAUAUUCACAAUGGCUGUGGUGCAGAACAAGAACUGCAAUAUUUUAUAAAUCAAAAAGAUUUAAAUCUUAUUUUCUAUAGGUUGUCUUGUUAAUGUCUCCCUUUUUUUCCCAAAAAGAAAAGGUAGGUGUACUGAAUUUACAGUGCUACCUUCCAUAGGAAUUGUCCUAGAAUGUCGUACUCUUACGUGUUUCUAAUUUAUAACUGAGAUGUCAGAAAGGAAUACUAUAAAAAGUUGGAUGUUCAUGCAGUUAGAAUUGGGCUCCAAUCCAGUAAUGUGCUUAAUCUGAAUGAUAUGAGUAGUCCCAUUGAUUUCAGUGUAACUAUUCAUGUGCUUAAAGUUAAGCAUAUUAAGUGCUUUGCUGGAUCAAAGCCUUCGAAACAGGAUUUUUAGAGAGAUUUGGAGGAAAAUAGAAAUGUGUAAAUUGUAUAAAAUAUUUUCUUAGGCCUAAUUUUCUAAUUUGCAGUGAAAGGGGGUUGGGAGGGAGAUUUUUAGUCCUGUUAUCUGUGUGCUUCUGAAACAUGCUGGAUUUUGGCAAGAUUGCACUGUAUUAGGCAUAUGUGGCAGUUAAAAUGUAUGGAAAAGCAGACUCUGUACUACAUGUCUCAGACUGCAGAGCAGGAGAACAUUUGGCAGUGACCUGCGCAAUAGCUGAUAAAGGAUUAAAAAUGUGAC
Molecule: messenger RNA, 3774 nt
Organism: Chelonoidis abingdonii (Abingdon island giant tortoise)
Lineage: Eukaryota; Metazoa; Chordata; Testudines; Testudinidae
Product: cyclin-dependent kinase 11B
Biological process (GO): regulation of mitotic cell cycle; protein phosphorylation
Cellular component (GO): nucleus
Molecular function (GO): ATP binding; protein serine/threonine kinase activity
Source: RefSeq, a predicted model, not a curated record